AGGGGGGACAACAUCAACAGGCACAGCUCCAAAAAACCUGAGCAUAGAACAAGUGACAGGAGAGAGGAGAGGAAGUCACGCUGUCGGCAGGAUGGGGUCCCUUUUCCGGAGUGAGGAGAUGUGCCUGACGCAGAUGAUCCUGCAGGUAGAAGCUGGAUACUCCUGCGUCGCAGAGCUGGGAGAGCUUGGCCUGGUGCAGUUCAGAGAUCUGAAUGUCAGUGUGAACAAUUUCCAGCGAAGGUUUGUGAAUGAGGUGCGGCGCUGUGAGGGGAUGGAGCGGAUCCUGCGAUUUUUGGAGUGUGAGAUGCAGAAUGACAAGAUAGUCGUAAAACAUCCUGAGAAAUCACCACAGACGCCGCUGCCGAGAGAGAUGAUUAAUCUUGAGACCGGCCUGGAGAAGCUGGAGGGGGAGUUGCAGGAGGUGAACCGUAACCAGCAGACCUUGAAGCAGAAUUUUCUGGAGCUGACAGAACUGAAGCAUCUACUGAAGAAGACUCAGGAUUUCUUUGAGGCUGAAGCAAAUCUUCCUGAUGACUUCUUCAAUGAAGACACCAGCAGCCUCUUGGAGCUUCGGACCGUCCCCUCUGCUGCUGCCGCUGGCAAACUGGGGUUCACAGCCGGGGUGAUCGGGAGAGAGAGAAUGGCGUCAUUCGAGAGGCUGCUGUGGAGGGUUUGCAGGGGGAACAUCUACCUGAAGUACAGUGAGCUAGACACGUCUCUGGAGGAUCCCAUUACUAAAGAAGAAGUGAAGAAGAAUGUCUUCAUUAUAUUCUACCAGGGCGAUCAGCUCAAACAGAAGAUCAAAAAGAUCUGUGAGGGGUUUAAAGCUACAGUUUACCCAUGUCCAGAGUCCGCAGCUGAACGCCGCAACAUGGCUGCUGAUGUGAACACUAGGAUUGAGGAUCUGAAUGCGGUCAUAACGCAAACAGAGUCCCACCGCCAGCGUGUACUGUUGGAAGCUGCGCAGAAUCUGUCCAGCUGGAUGAUUAAAGUGAAGAAGAUGAAGGCUGUGUACCACGUUCUGAACCUGUGUAACAUUGAUGUCACUCAGCAGUGUGUCAUCGCCGAGAUCUGGUGCCCAGUGGACGACAAGGAGCGCAUCAAACAGGCGCUGCACCGCGGAACUGAGCGCAGCAGUUCCACCAUUGCUCCCAUCCUGACCGAUAUACCAACCAAAAUGGAACCACCGACCUUCAACCGGACCAAUAAGUUUACGUCUGGCUUCCAGAACAUUAUAGAUGCCUAUGGUGUUGGGAAUUACAGAGAAAUGAACCCAACCCCUUACACCAUCAUCACAUUCCCAUUCCUCUUUGCGGUAAUGUUUGGCGAUUGCGGACACGGUGCCGUCAUGUUGGGAUUUGCAGCCUGGAUGCUCCUGAAUGAAAAACAGCUUCUAACUACCAAGAGUGACAAUGAAAUCUGGAACACUUUCUUUGGGGGUCGAUACUUGAUCUUCCUCAUGGGAAUAUUCUCCAUCUACACUGGAUUCAUCUACAAUGACUGCUUCUCCAAGUCAUUUAACAUAUUCGGGUCAGCAUGGAGAGUCCGCCCCAUGUUCACCAACGGCACCUGGAAUGAUCAUUUGUUAUAUCAGGGAGUUGAUUUACAACUAGACCCAAAGGUUCCUGGUGUUUUUUCUGGGAAUCCUUACCCGUUUGGGAUUGACCCGAUCUGGAAUAUUGCUAAAAACAAGCUAACAUUCCUGAACUCCUACAAGAUGAAGAUGUCAGUGAUUUUGGGGAUCGCACAGAUGGUGUUUGGGGUGGUACUUGGUCUGAUAAACCACAUAAAUUUCCGGCGACACGUUAACAUCAUCCUGCAGUUUGUCCCGGAGAUGAUUUUCAUUUUGUCUCUCUUUGGUUACCUGGUGUUUAUGGUCAUCUUCAAGUGGUGCACGUACAAUGUGAACAACUCCCAGGAAGCCCCCAGUAUCCUCAUUCACUUCAUCAACAUGUUCCUCUUUAACUACAAUGACCCAUCCAAUGGUCCACUCUAUGGGCACCAGAAAGAAGUUCAGAGUUUCCUGGUCAUAUUCGCACUUAUCGCUGUUCCCUGGAUGCUUCUAAUAAAACCUUUUGUCCUACGAGCCAAUCACCUCAAACAACAGAGAAUGCUGCACUCCUCAUCCUUACCUGAAGAACAUAUCGAAAUCACAGAUGUGGAACAUGCACAGUCUAAUCACUCCAAAAAGGAGGACAAAAAGGAGGAACAUGGAGGACACGAUGACCAUGGAGGACACGGCGGGGAGUUUGAUUUCGGGGACAUAUUUGUUCACCAGGCCAUCCACACUAUAGAGUACUGCCUGGGCUGUAUCUCCAACACAGCCUCCUACCUACGUCUCUGGGCCCUGAGUCUGGCACAUGCACAGCUGUCUGAGGUCUUGUGGACCAUGGUAAUGCACAUUGGUCUCUCCAGUGCUGGUUGGGGUGGCCUCAUUGGUGUUUUUAUCAUCUUUGCUAUCUUUGCAAUCCUAUCAAUAGCUAUAUUGUUGGUCAUGGAAGGUCUGUCCGCCUUCCUCCAUGCUCUGCGUCUCCACUGGGUGGAAUUCCAGAACAAGUUCUACUCAGGCACAGGACAGAUGUUCCUUCCGUUCUCUUUCCAGCGCAUCCUGGAAGGGAAUGUAGACGAUUAGACUAAAUUGUCACAGAAAAUGAAACAGGUGAAAUAAUGAAAAGCAAAAAACUCUGCUCUCUGGACUCUAUGUUUUAUAAUAAAGCAAUUUAUAUUA
Molecule: messenger RNA, 2728 nt
Organism: Bufo gargarizans (Asiatic toad)
Lineage: Eukaryota; Metazoa; Chordata; Amphibia; Anura; Bufonidae
Gene: ATP6V0A4
Product: ATPase H+ transporting V0 subunit a4
Exons: 21
Coding region: 92-2632 (846 amino acids)
Biological process (GO): proton transmembrane transport; vacuolar acidification
Cellular component (GO): vacuolar proton-transporting V-type ATPase complex; vacuolar proton-transporting V-type ATPase, V0 domain; plasma membrane
Molecular function (GO): ATPase binding; proton-transporting ATPase activity, rotational mechanism
Source: RefSeq, a predicted model, not a curated record